AUGUGCUCGCGACGGCUGCAAGAGUACCUGCAGAGGGAGCAGGGCGACGUGAAGCGCAUCUUUGCCAGUGCGGGCAGGCUUGGGCAAGGCACAUAUGGCGUGGUGUACAAGGUGAGGCACGGGAGCAGGGCCGCGGCGUUUGCACACGAGCGGGAGGAAGCGCGAAAGGCAGAGCAAGCGCAAUGGUACGAGGCCGCCGAGGCAAGGCGAAGGGCAGCCCAGCUCGCCCGCGAAGACCCGCAACAGCAGCAUCAGCAGCAGCAGCAGCAAGCACAGGCACAGCAGUUGGAGGAGCAGAUGCAGGUGCCCAUCAUCGACUUUGGUCUGGGCACGAGCUCUACCCCGCCUGUCAGCAGCAACACGAUGAUGGCACGGCCGUCAUCCUGGUCAGCGGGGACAGGGUCGCAGGAGGCGCCAGCUCAGCUGACGGACGUGCUUGCACACAACCCAGCGCCCAUGGACACCGCGGCUGAGCCACGACCACACAGCGUUCCGGCCACCAGCGCCAGUGCCACGAGUACAACCACCACCGGCACGACGACAGCGGCGCCCGCUGAGAGUGGCUCUGAUCCAUCCACGGAACAGGACUCGGGGUCUGCCCCAAAGCCGGCUGCAAGUGGAGAGAGGAAGUCGGGCUUGCCGCCCAUCUCCCACCCAUCCUUCUCCAUCUUUGUCUCGAAUGGGUCCAUGGGCCGCUCGCACAAACGCGGCAAACAUCUCAUCCCUUACGGUUCAUGCCCCCGUUACGACGACACUGAUCGCGACCCGCAGCGCUGGUACGCACUGAAGGCGAUGCAGGCGCCAACAACCAAGAACCUCGACGUCUCCGUCCCCGCACUCCGCGAGUUCUCGUUGCUACGUGAGCUGAAGCACAAGAACAUCAUCAUGAUCAAGGACACGUUCCUUCGCCCCACCGUGGACCCGAAGCAGAUAUGGAUCCUCUUUGAAUACGCGACCUUUGAUCUCUGGUACCUGCUGCAAACGCACCGCAAGGAGAAAGGGGCGCCGCUGCCCGAGGCGAUGCAGCUGUCCAUCAUGCACCAGCUCUGCUCCGGCAUGGCCUAUCUUCACGACCACUGGAUCAUCCACCGCGACCUCAAACCCGGCAACAUCCUCAUCACAUCGUACAACGACAUUCGCCCAGGCGUUGUCAAGCUUGCUGACUUUGGACUUGCGCGCCUGUGCAGCGCACCGCCCAAACCGCUCGCACGCGUCGAUCCAAUCGUCGUCACGUACUGGUACCGCGCACCAGAGCUUCUCCUUGGUACCGAGCACUACACGCGGGCCAUUGACAUGUGGGCACUUGGUUGUAUCAUGGCCGAGCUCGUCACGCUGCGCCCGCUCUUUCACGUCGCAGAGGACCAGAAGACAAAGGAUCCCUACUUCAAGGAACAGCUCGCGGCCAUUGCCCAGGUCUUGGGCGUCGCAAUGGAAUCGGAAUGGCAGAUGCUGACAGAACUGCCAAAGUACCCCAACUACAGCAGCGACUCUCGCAAAUUCAAGACACCAACCUGCGUGGGCUGCUGCGUUACGAUCCGACGGCGCGACUGA
Molecule: messenger RNA, 1551 nt
Organism: Salpingoeca rosetta
Lineage: Eukaryota; Choanoflagellata; Craspedida; Salpingoecidae
Product: CMGC/CDK/CDK8 protein kinase
Exons: 11
Coding region: 1-1551 (516 amino acids)
Biological process (GO): protein phosphorylation
Cellular component (GO): mediator complex; nucleus
Molecular function (GO): RNA polymerase II CTD heptapeptide repeat kinase activity; cyclin-dependent protein serine/threonine kinase activity; ATP binding
Source: RefSeq, a predicted model, not a curated record